Molecule: messenger RNA, 4063 nt
Organism: Cervus elaphus (red deer)
Lineage: Eukaryota; Metazoa; Chordata; Mammalia; Artiodactyla; Cervidae
Gene: CHERP
Product: calcium homeostasis endoplasmic reticulum protein
Exons: 17
Coding region: 129-2930 (933 amino acids)
Biological process (GO): RNA processing; intracellular calcium ion homeostasis
Cellular component (GO): perinuclear region of cytoplasm
Molecular function (GO): RNA binding
Source: RefSeq, a predicted model, not a curated record
GUGGAGGGAGGAAGCAGAGCGCGAGGCCAGCCGUAAAAGACUCCCUCGCGCCACUUCCGGCCGGCUUCCGCAGACGGCCCUGGUGGGCGAUCGUGAGGCGCCGGAGGACGUUCCCCACGGCCGGAGCCAUGGAGAUGCCGCUGCCGCCAGACGACCAGGAGCUCCGAAAUGUCAUCGACAAGCUGGCCCAGUUCGUGGCUCGGAACGGGCCCGAGUUUGAAAAGAUGACUAUGGAGAAGCAGAAGGACAACCCGAAAUUCUCUUUUCUGUUCGGAGGCGAGUUCUACAGUUACUACAAGUGCAAGUUGGCGCUGGAGCAGCAGCAGCGGGCUGCCUCUCCUCCUCUCCUGCCAGUCAUCUGCAAGCAGCAGGCCCCGGAACUGGAACCGGCUGCGACCCUGCCUCCCCUGCCCCAGCCCCCGCUGGCCCCUGCUGCACCCGUCGCACCCGCCCAGGGCACCCCGUCCAUGGACGAGCUCAUCCAGCAGAGCCAGUGGAACCUGCAGCAGCAGGAGCAGCACCUGCUGGCCCUCAGACAGGAGCAGGUGACAGCAGCCGUGGCCCACGCGCUGGAGCAGCAGAUGCAGAAGCUCCUGGAGGAGACACAGCUGGACAUGAACGAGUUUGACAACCUGCUCCAGCCCAUCAUUGACACCUGCACCAAGGAUGCCAUCUCGGCCGGGAAGAACUGGAUGUUCAGCAAUGCCAAGUCCCCGCCGCACUGCGAACUGAUGGCGGGCCACCUCCGCAACCGCAUCACGGCCGACGGGGCGCACUUCGAGCUGCGGCUGCACCUCAUCUACUUGAUCAACGACGUGCUGCACCACUGGGCCCUGACGCGCGGAAGGUCUCUCCCUCACAGCCAGCGCAAGCAGGCCCGGGAGCUGCUGGCCGCCCUGCAGAAGGUCGUGGUGCCCAUCUACUGUACCAGCUUCCUGGCCGUGGAGGAGGACAAGCAGCAGAAGAUCGCCCGGCUCCUACAGCUCUGGGAGAAGAACGGCUACUUCGACGACUCCAUCAUCCAGCAGUUACAGAGCCCGGCUCUGGGGCUCGGCCAGUACCAGGCGACCCUCAUCACUGAGUACUCCUCGGUGGUCCAGCCAGUGCAGCUGGCCUUCCAGCAGCAGAUCCAGACCCUGAAGACCCAGCACGAGGAGUUCGUCAGCAGCCUGACCCAGCAGCAGCAGCAGCAGCAGCAGCAGAUCCAGAUGCCGCAGAUGGAAGCUGACGUCAAGGCCACGCCACCGCCGCCCGCCCCACCCCCAGCCCCCACACCCGCCCCGGCCAUCCCGCCCACCACCCAGCCUGAUGACAGCAAGCCUCCCAUCCAGAUGCCCGGGUCUUCCGAGUACGACGCCUCAGGAGGGGUACAGGACCCAGCCGCCAGCGGCCCCCGUGGCCCUGGGCCCCAUGACCAGAUCCCACCUAACAAGCCCCCGUGGUUUGACCAGCCUCACCCCGUUGCUCCUUGGGGCCAACAGCAGCCUCCUGAGCAGCCGCCCUACCCACACCACCAGGGCGGGCCACCCCACUGCCCACCCUGGAACAACAGCCACGAGGGCAUGUGGGGCGAGCAGCGCGGCGACCCCGGCUGGAACGGCCAGCGCGACGCCCCCUGGAACAGCCAACCUGACCCCAACUGGAACAGCCAGUUCGAGGGCCCCUGGAACAGCCAGCACGAGCAGCCGCCCUGGGGCGGGGGCCAGCGCGAGCCGCCCUUCCGCAUGCAGCGGCCGCCGCACUUCCGCGGGCCCUUCCCUCCCCACCAGCAGCACCCGCAGUUCAACCAGCCACCACACCCCCACAACUUCAACCGCUUCCCGCCCCGCUUCAUGCAGGACGACUUCCCCCCACGACACCCCUUCGAGCGGCCGCCCUACCCUCACCGCUUCGACUACCCCCAGGGGGACUUUCAGGCUGAAAUGGGACCCCCUCACCACCACCCCGGCCACCGCAUGCCUCACCCUGGGAUCAACGAGCACCCGCCUUGGGGUGGGCCCCAGCACCCUGACUUCGGCCCUCCGCCCCACGGCUUCAACGGGCAGCCCCCUCACAUGCGGCGACAGGGCCCUCCGCACAUCAACCAUGACGACCCCAGCCUGGUCCCCAACGUGCCGUACUUCGACCUCCCUGCUGGACUGAUGGCCCCCCUCGUGAAGCUGGAAGACCACGAGUACAAGCCUCUGGAUCCUAAGGACAUCCGCCUUCCACCCCCCAUGCCGCCCAGUGAGAGGCUGCUGGCGGCCGUGGAGGCCUUCUACAGCCCGCCCUCCCACGACAGGCCCCGGAACAGCGAAGGCUGGGAGCAGAACGGUCUCUACGAGUUCUUCCGAGCAAAGAUGCGGGCCCGGCGGAGGAAAGGCCAGGAGAAGAGGAACAGUGGACCCUCACGGUCUCGGAGCAGAUCCAAAAGCCGAGGGCGCUCCUCCUCGCGCUCCAACUCACGGUCCUCCAAGUCGUCCGGCUCCUACUCCAGGUCACGGUCCCGCUCCUGCUCCCGCUCCUACUCCCGCUCCAGAUCCAGGAGCCGCAGCCGCUCCCGCUCCUCCCGAAGCCGCUCCCGCUCCCGCUCCCGCUCGAGGUCCAAGUCCUACUCCCCAGGAAGGAGGCACCGGUCGCGGUCCAGGAGCCCCACCCCGCCUUCCUCGGCUGGUCUGGGUUCUAAUUCAGCACCUCCUAUACCGGACUCAAGGCUUGGGGAAGAGAACAAAGGACAUCAGAUGCUGGUGAAAAUGGGCUGGAGUGGAUCCGGCGGCCUCGGCGUGAAAGAGCAAGGGAUCCAGGACCCCAUCAAGGGUGGGGACGUGCGGGACAAGUGGGACCAGUACAAGGGCGUGGGCGUGGCCCUGGACGACCCCUACGAGAACUACCGCAGGAACAAGAGCUACUCCUUCAUCGCCCGCAUGAAGGCCCGGGAGGAGUGCAAGUAGGCGGCGCGCAGAGCCACCCUGCUGGGCUCACUGCUGGAGGAUGGCAGGGGCAGCCCGGCUCUGCCUUGGGGAGCGACAGAGGAGGAAGACGGACGCGGUCUUGUGACCAGUGCCACGCUGGAUGGUGCCGAAGGCCCAGGCCCCACCCGCAAACCAGCUCUAACGUAGCAACAGGCAUCACGAGGAGGUGCCCAGCCCACACGGCCACAAGCUUAUUUCCCCGGACAGUGAAGCAAGAGACACAAGACCCCUGGAUAAAAACUCUCACCGUCUGAAGGCACGGCCGUCUCACUCUCCCCUCAGCCCGCGCCUCUGAAACCAGGGGGAGUGUGUGCAGGGGCCCUGCACACGCACGCCAGGCCAGGUGCUGGCACUGCUCACUCGUUAAAAAUGGAAAAAAGCAAAACCUGAUUUGCAGUUAAACGAGGUUUUCAUUUUUAUUCCAAGCGGUUUAGUUUUAGAAAAAAAGAAUACUGAUCUAGGCUGAUCCCCAGUGAGAUAAUUUGAAACCUAUUUCCUCUGAGACAUACCAGCCCUUAAUUCAGUUACCUUAGCUGCUUAAGUUGAGGAUUUUUUUUUUUUUUCCUUCUUCUUUUCUUUGAACAUUAGCCAUUUGCUGUUACCUGCAGAAACAAAAAGUUCUGAGGAAAUUCACCUGAGGCACCUUCAGGUCACCGAACGAUGACGCCCUUGGAGAACUUGUACCCUUAGCGUCUCUACUUGUUUUUCACUGAGAGGAACCCCACACCAGCACGUGUGAGACGGCCCGCUGUCAUCCAGAGUGUGGGCGCGAGCCCGGCCCUGCCUCCUACUCCCACCUCCUUCGCUGGUCCCCGCCCGCCCCCAGAGGUGGGAAGGCCAGAGGGAGCCGCCCUCCUCGGCAUCCACGGGCAGCGUGGUGCGGUGCCGUUCAUUUGUACAGAAACUUUUUUGGAAAAUUCUUUUCAAUAAGAUGCAAAAUCCUCUCCAACUUUUCAACCUGAUAGGAUAAACUCUGAUUUUUGUUCUAGAUUUCCUGUAGCUGUGAAUUGUUCAAACCUGUCUGAUUCAGGAUAAAAUGUAAACAUGUGUUGUUAACAAUUUAUUGUGGAUUUUACUGUUUUGCCUUCAAAUAAAGACCUUUUUUUAAAGAC